AUGGUUCCUCGCGGCCUAUCGAACGGCGAGCUGAGCGCGCAGGGAAGCGACCGAUCUCAGUUCCCUGCCUGGCUGCAGCAAACCCAGGCCGCCACCUACACGAUCCCUUGGGAUCUUGUCAGGACGAGAGGGGUGCGGCCUCUGGAUCUGGUCACUCGUGGCGAUACAAUCGUGUUCAAGUGGACGGACCUGGCAUGGCAUGAUCUGUGGGUAAUGGACGAUGAGAAAGCGUUCAAGAAUUGUGACUUCACUCGGGCAAAGCGCCUCCGACCGCUUGGUGUUGGCGGGCAGUACACGUACAAGGUGACUGCCAUCUGGGAGACUUUUCCGCUCUAUUUCGCCUCGAGUGGCAUCCUGCAGUGCCGCUACUACAAGGUGAAGCUGUCAGUCGUGGAGCGGGAGAAGGAGCGGCGGAGGCAGCAAGCGCUGCGGCAGGCGGCGAGACGAGCGCGGACGCCGCCAACCACCGCAAGCGGUGCUGGCGGCGCCAGUGGUGGCAGCGGGGAGAGCGGGAAGGAGGGCGAGGGGGCGGUGAAGGGGGGACUGCUGAUGGGACUGGCGGAGGCCAUCGAGGACGCGUUUGGCGCUACCAGCGAGGGGCGAGGCGAGGUUGACAAGCUGGAUAUCAGCAAGCUCCGCACCUGCUUCUCCUACACGGAUUUCUGGCCCACAGACUCCCGUCCCUACGGCUCAGGCGCACUGUUCACUGGGAACCUGCGGGCUGCUGACGUGGCGGACGCGCGGGAGAGGCUGGAGACAAAGCUGGCCGAGGGUGCUGGUUGCCCUGUGGCGGUUUUCUUCCUGAAAGACGAGCGGCGAGAGAAGGAGGUGUGCAUAGUGCAACCAGUAUCAUCCAUCGAUCGCCGUCUCACGCUCACCACUCUCACCGGUCUCUCCCGCUGGCCGCUCAUGCUGCUCUCGCUCCUGGGCUGCCUCGCCACCACUGCCACUGUCUCUGGUGUCAAUCUCGACCCCUAUAAAGUUGGGCUUGGGGAGUCAGCUCACCACGCCCUCCCUUUAACCCUCGGCCUUGCCACAGUCAUCGGUGUGGGAGAGAUCUUCCAACGGAUCAUGGCAGGGCGAUACGGGGUAAAGCUCUCCCCGCCCUACCUCCUUCCCGGCCCCCUGGGCUGCCACGGCACUGCCACUCGCUUCGAGUCCCUCCUGCCCUCCUCCCGGGCGCUGUUCGACAUGUGUGCAGCCAAGGCGGUGGGGUCAUUCAUGACGUCAUUCGUUCUGGCAUGUGUGGCGCUGGCAGCUGAUGGGGGCGUGGAUGGGGGCAUCGACCCCAUGUACAUCGAGCCGUCUUUCUUCGCUCCCAACCUCCUCCUCUCCUUCAUUCAGAACGUCAUCGGCCCAUACUCUGACGACCUGGGCAACGUCAUGCCCAACGCUGUGGAGGGGCUGGGCGUACCAGUGAACCCACUGGCGUUUGCCGGCCUGCUGGGGUUUGUCAUUACGGCACUGAAUCUUCUGCCUGCUGGGCAGUUGGAUGGAGGACACAUGGUGCAGGCCCUAUUCGGCAGGCGCAAGGCCAAGAUAACAACACUUAUCACUCUAGCCCUGCUAGCCUUAGGAGGUUUCUCAGGCAGUGUGCUGUGCCUCUUCUGGGCUUUCAUCAUCCUCGCCUUCCGCAACAGUGAGGAGCUCCCAUCGCUGGACGAGAUCUCGCCACUUGGCAGAGGCCGAUUCGUGCUCGCGUGGAUGCUGCUGAAUGGCAGUCUACUGCUGCUGCUGCCCAAGAGUGGUGGCACAUUCCCCUCGUUCCUACCCACGGACUUCUAG
Molecule: messenger RNA, 1785 nt
Organism: Closterium sp. Naga37s-1
Lineage: Eukaryota; Viridiplantae; Streptophyta; Zygnematophyceae; Desmidiales; Closteriaceae
Source: the annotation of a GenBank genome assembly